Messenger RNA from Clarias gariepinus (North African catfish), 1199 nucleotides. Its product is annotated as surfeit locus protein 1. Bases 115 to 1035 code for a protein of 306 amino acids. Gene Ontology annotation, biological process: mitochondrial respiratory chain complex IV assembly. The record is from RefSeq and is a predicted model, not a curated record. The transcript has 9 exons. Lineage: Eukaryota; Metazoa; Chordata; Actinopteri; Siluriformes; Clariidae. Gene Ontology annotation, cellular component: membrane; mitochondrion.
CACACACACUCUCUGUAGAGGAUAAAUAUGGCUGUUUGUUGACCUCCUUGAGCUAAUUUGGUGUCAAUAAUUACACAGGGGGAUUGUUUUAGUUAAAACAUUCAUGGUGUAAUCAUGAGCAGUUUCAGGUUGAUGCUGACGCGGUGCGGUUACAGCCGCAUGAUCAUUCGGAUUAACGCACAAACGGUCCAUCCUACAAGAAAUCUUUUCUACAAGUCACAACCGGACCUCCUUAAACAUGAGCAUGUUAAAUUUGCAAUCAAGCGUCAACAGUUCAAAUCUACUGCUGUACAGGAAGAACAAAGUGAAGAUUCCAUGCUGAAAUGGUUUCUGUUGUUGAUCCCCCUCACAGCUUUUGGGCUUGGGACCUGGCAGGUAAAACGAAGGCAGUGGAAGCUGAAGCUGAUCAAUGAUCUUCAUGUAUUGACGACUGCAGAUCCAAUCCCACUGCCCACAGAUCCUGUAGAGUUGAAGGGUCUGGAGUAUCGGCGUGUGAAGGUCCGUGGGCGGUUCGAUCACUCUCGGGAGUUGUACAUGCUGCCUCGCUCGCUAGUGGAUCCUGAGAGAGAAGCCCGAGAAGCAGGCAGGCUAUCAUCCAGUGCAGAAAUGGGCGCCAAUGUCAUUACACCAUUCCACUGUACUGAUCUUGGGAUUACCAUCUUGGUGAACCGAGGUUAUGUUCCCAAAAAUAGAAUUAACCCAGAAACAAGGAUGAAGGGGCAGGUGACAGAUGAAGUGGACCUGGUGGGAGUGGUGCGUUUGACAGAGCAGCGCAAGCCAUUCAUCCCUAAGAACGACGUGGGGGCGAAUCGGUGGCACUACCGUGACUUGGAGGCCAUGGCAAAAGCAACCGAUGCUGAGGCGAUCUUAAUUGAUGCUGUGAUGGAGAGUACAAUACCAGGAGGACCGAUAGGAGGCCAAACAAGAGUAACACUGCGCAAUGAACACAUGCAGUACAUCAUUACAUGGUAUGGACUAUGCGCUGUUACUUCCUACAUGUGGUAUGCAAAAUUCAUUAAACGCCUUAACAUAUAAAACCAAGCAAUGUAUGUACAAACCAUGGUGUAAAAACAUUAAAAUGUAUUUUAAAGUUUUCCACAUUACCUGUACGAACCAAAUGUUUGCCUCUUUUUUUUUUAACUCCUGACUGUACUCUACUUUUUCUUUUGUAAAUUCUGUAAAAGUUAACACCUUUUGGA